Torulaspora globosa is the source of this 876-nucleotide messenger RNA. RefSeq names its product F1F0 ATP synthase subunit gamma (gene ATP3). Bases 1 to 876 code for a protein of 291 amino acids. NCBI's taxonomy places the organism in Eukaryota, Fungi, Ascomycota, Saccharomycetes, Saccharomycetales, Saccharomycetaceae. Gene Ontology annotation, biological process: proton motive force-driven ATP synthesis. The transcript has a single exon. The record is from RefSeq and is a predicted model, not a curated record. Gene Ontology annotation, molecular function: proton-transporting ATP synthase activity, rotational mechanism.
AUGUUUUGCAAAUUGGGUGGCCAGUUGGCUCGUCAGCAGUCGGUGAGACACUAUGCUACUUUGAAAGAAGUGGAAAUGCGUUUGAAGUCGAUCAAGAAUAUUGAAAAGAUUACCAAGACGAUGAAGAUUGUUGCUUCUACCAGGUUGAGCAAGGCUGAAAAGGCAAAGAACACCGCGAAGGUGUUCGAUUCUGCAGACGGACAGUUUUACAAAAACGCAGAAACGAAGGCGUUGGAGCAGCAGCCGGAGCAGAAGGAGCUGGUGAUUGCGAUCACUUCCGACAAGGGUCUUUGUGGGUCGAUCCACUCGCAAUUGGCGAAGGCGGUGAGAAAACACCUGGAGGGAUCGCCUAGUGCGGAUGUUGUGGCGAUUGGCGACAAGAUUAAGGCGCAGUUGGUGAGAACUCACGCGUCUAACGUCAAGUUUGCCGUGAGCGGGAUCGGUAAGGAGGCUCCUACGUUCUUGGAGUCGGCAGCGAUCGCGGAGAAGCUGUUGGGGCUGGGUGCUGGGAGCUACCCAAAGAUCUCGAUCUUUUACAACGAUCCCGUGAGCUCGAUCUCGUUCGAGCCAAAGAUCAAACCGGUGUACAACGCUGAGACGAUUGCCGAGUCGCCAGGGUACAGCAAGUUCGAGAUCGACACGGAUGCAAACGUGCCCACGGAUCUGUUCGAGUACACGCUGGCCAACAAGAUCUUGACUGCGAUGGCGGAGGGCUACGCCGCAGAGAUCUCUGCGAGAAGAAACGCGAUGGAUAACGCCUCGAAGAACGCCGGUGACAUGAUCAACAGGUACUCGAUCCUGUACAACAGAACAAGACAAGCAGUCAUCACCAACGAGUUGGUCGAUAUCAUCACUGGUGCCUCCUCGUUGAAUUGA